Myxocyprinus asiaticus (Chinese sucker) is the source of this 9052-nucleotide messenger RNA. Its product is annotated as GRAM domain-containing protein 4-like. The coding region runs from base 221 to 2029 and encodes 602 amino acids. The record is from RefSeq and is a predicted model, not a curated record. The transcript is spliced from 19 exons. Gene Ontology annotation, biological process: negative regulation of toll-like receptor 9 signaling pathway; apoptotic process. NCBI's taxonomy places the organism in Eukaryota, Metazoa, Chordata, Actinopteri, Cypriniformes, Catostomidae.
CUGCCCGUCUACUGUGUUUGUGAGUUCUGUGACAUCAACAAGACACACGCAGAUAUGGUGUGUUCUCUCGAGGGAUUGACAUUAACUAAAUAAUCAUCAAGACUCCCGGGAGAUAAAAACAGCAGAGAGAAAGAGAGGUCGUGCUGCUGAUCGGAGAUCUAGUGAAUAUUUGCAGCAGUUUUCCAGCAGGUGGAUUUAUAGCACACUAUUAGCAGGGUUCAUGAAACUUUGCUCCGAUUUACGAGCUGGGACUGCCAUACACAAUGUUAAGGUAAAGCCUAAAGCUGCGUUUUUGAACAUGCUAAAGCGGCUGGACAAAAUACGAUUCCGUGGUCCAAAACGAGAUGAUUUCAUGGAUCUACCCGAAUCCCCCACAGGCUCGGAUACUGAAUGUAGUGAUGACAUGCUGGUGAGACCUCGACCUUCAAUACGAGACAAUGAUGAGCAAAGGGACCCUGCUGGUUCAGGGACUCUUAACCUUGCUGUCAUGCAAGAUCUGAGGAGCGAAUCAGAACGUCUCAACGAGGUGAAAGGUCAUUUGGAAAUUGCCUUACUGGAGAAGCACUUCCUGCAGGAAGAGUUACGGAAACUGCGAGAAGAAACCAAUGUGGAGACCCUUAAGCAAGAGCUGGAGAGAGAACGCAGCAGAAGAAUUGAUCUGGAGCAGAAAAUGAGUGAAGUGCUGAAGACCAGGUGCGAAGAUUCUCCACCUCAACCUCCACACAAGCAGCAACCACCUGCAGCUAAUGGCACAGAAAAACAGCAGAAGGAGACGGUGUGUUCACGGCUUCAGAGCUGGCUGUAUGACCGAUUUGGGGAAUAUAUUGAAGACUUCAGAUUCCAGCCCGAAGAGAACACAGUCGAGGCAGAGGAGCCGCUAAGUGCUAAAAGAUUAACAGAAAAUAUGCGACGACUUAAACGUGGUGCCAGACCGGUGACAAAUUUCUUACGGAAUCUUUCCGCCUUAUCCAACUGGCACUCAGUGUAUACUUCAGGGAUUGCCUUCAUUAUCUAUAUGAAUGCAGCAUGGCAUGGCUGGGCAUUUCCUUUAUUUCUAUUUUUAGCCAUUCUGAGGUUGUCGUUGAACUACCUCAUAGCCAGAGGAUGGAGAAUUCAGUGGAGUAUUGUGCCUGAAGUUUCUGAACCUGUGGAACCUCCAAAGGAAGACUUGACUGUGUCUGAGAAGUUUCAGUUAGUUCUCGAUGUUGCACAAAAAGCACAGAAUCUAUUCGGUAAGAUGUCAGAUGUUUUGGAGAAAAUCAAAAAUCUGUUCAUGUGGGUUCAGCCUGAAAUCACUCAGAAGUUGUACAUCACUCUGUGGGUGGGCUUCAUCUCCUCCUGUGUCCUUCCCUACAAGCUUAUGGGCUUUAUGAUCGGGCUUUAUGCAGGCAUCAAGUUCUUUAUUAUAGACUUCCUGUUUAAGAGUUGCCCGAAACUAAGAGACAAAUACGACACGCCGCACAUCAUGUGGAACAGUCUGCCCACUGACCCGCAGCUGAAAGAACGUGGGAUUGCCUCUGUGUCACGACGGAUUCAGCCGGUGGUGUCACGGAGCAGUUUAGCCACCAUUCCGGCCGGAGUGACCCGUGAAGAGGAGAGCGCCCGUUCACACAACACAAAGAAAGGAGCGUUCCAUGAGAUCUUCAGCCUGCCAGAGAACGAGAGACCUCUGCCUGUAUGUGAGAAUGGAUGGAGAUGUUGUCUGAUAAACAGAGAUAGGAAGAUGCCCACCGACUACAUUCGCAACGGGAUGCUCUACGUCACGGAGAACUACCUUUGUUUUGAGAGCUCCAGCUCAAGAUCAGGCUCUUCAAAGAAGAACAAAGUCAUCAAACUGGUGGACAUCACAGAUAUACAGAAGUACAAGGUUUUAUCAGUUCUGCCUGGGUCUGGAAUGGGCAUCUCUAUCGCUACUCCAUUAACACAGAAGCCGCUGGUGUUUGGUGCCAUGAUUCACAGAGACGAGGCCUUUGAGACGAUCUUCACCCAGUACAUAAAGAUCAUGACCACAGCCAACCCUGAGACGUAAUUCACACUUCCACCUUCUAAAGGAUGUCUCAUUUGGAGAAGGGUGGGACAAGUGUUUCCUGUCUCAUUCACUUUAAUCGACUGUGAUUGGAAAAUUGUCAUCUUUUGAUGUGAUGGGCAACAGUUCCAGUACAUUCCAGUGAGAGUGCUACAUCUCAACAGGGACAUUUACAACUUGUAGGGAUGUGGGCGGCAUCUCUGUGUCAUCUGACUGUGACCGUUUACAAGAUGAGCACACUAAACAGUGUACAGACUUUGUGUUUUGUACUUGUCUCUCGCAGUGAUUUUGAUUCCAUGCCACUGUUUAGUUUUAUCCUGUGAGAUGUUACAGUGGUGAUAUACGAAUCUUAAAGGAAUAGCUCACCCCAAAAUAAAAACAAUAAUUUACUAACCCUCAUGUCUUUCCAAGCCAUGUGUCUUUCUGCCAAGCUCCGAAAAGAAUGAAAAAGCACCAUAAAAGUCACUUAAAAGUAAUACCAUACAUCUUGUGCACUAUAAGUCUUCUGAAAACAUACGAUAGAUUUGUGCGAGGAACUUUUACAUUUGCUGAAAGUAUUCCCCUCCGCUGUAGCUCUCAAAUCUCAUUUGUAUUUGUGAAUAUUCAAAUAUGGUGCGUGAAAACCCAUCCCUCCAGGUUUGACAAAAAUAAUGGCAACAGCAUGAGGGUUAGUAAAUAAUGGUCAAAUUUAAAUUUUUGGGUCAACUAUUUUUUAAUGCAAUUUACUAAUAAACAAAGAAAAGCCUUUUUUAUUUUACAUUUGUUUACAUUUUUUUGUGUUUGUGCACAAAACGUAAACUCAUUUAAUUUCACCUCUCAUAUCGCAAGCCCUUUUGACAUUUAAUCAUUUGCAAUGCAUGAAUUCCAGAUAUCUAUAAUUAGAUAUCCUCUUCCAUAAAGACCUUCUCUCACAGAAUCAACAUCAUAUUGUGCAUUUUCCAGUCGAACAUACGGCUCAAUGCUGAUUAAAAUCCACACACCUUAACCAAUGUUACUGUCAUUUACAACAUUUAUUUUGUUUAACAUUUUCUUAUAUUUUCUGUAUGGGUUAAAAUUAAGUGAUUGUCAACGUUUUGGUUGGCAACUUCAUCUGCAAGAGUUAAAAGAAAAUCUCUUAUUGAACCAAGCUUAUCCAUAGUUGCGGUGUGAAAACGCCUAAACUCACUAACUAAAAAGUCCAAAGUCUACUUUCGUUGAGUGAUGCGCCGAUAACCGUAGCCCUGAAAAUGAAAAGGUACAAAGCUUAUGCUUAAAUGAAAAAUCAACCUAAAAAUAAUGCUAAAAUGAAAAUGGAUGCAAACUAAUGCUGAAAUGAAAUACAAGGAACAAUUAUUGAUUUAUUUAGUGAUUUUAUAGUGUCUUUUAACAAUUUUAUAAGGUAUUUAAUGAUUUAUUUAAACAUACAUAUUUAUUUAAUGAUUUCAUUUUGAGUAAUUCGGCCAUCCAUACUACACAUGAUUAAAUAUCGGAAAGGCUUGCUAUACCUCUCAGCAAAGUGUGCUUCAGGUGUUUUUUAGCAGAAAAUCUUCCCUUACUUUGUACUUUUAGUAUGUGUAAGUUUCCAAUGGUUUAAAAUGCCUUUAGUUUAAAUUGUUUCUAAUUUGUGGCAGCCAACAGAAUCAAUGCUAUCCGACUGAUUGGUAAUUGAUUUGCUCAAGUUUGAAAACCCUAGUUUGAUCUGGACAAUGUCAAACACAGUUAAGAGAAGUUAAAUGUCCCUUAGCUGCUUCUUCCAGAGGAUUUCACAUGUAACGCUUGUUAUUCAUUAAUGCCUUUGCUGUAAAACUUAAUUCAACUUUAUGUAGUAACAGUUUAAAAAUUGCAAAGUCAUUAGAACAUUUUAUGCUCACAGUGUCAAUACUGCUCACACAAAGACUAUUUACAGUCUUGACAAUCUUUUCACUCUUUACAACAAUUGUUUGGGUGAGUUUCACAAAGAAAUGUCUGCAUAUCAAUAGCCCAUUUGACAUUUAAUCGUGCAGGAUAUGUAAUGCUAAUUUUUGAUAUCUAAAAUACGGUUUUCACUAGUAAGAAAGCCUUUUAAGAUAUCUUUAAUUACUUUUCAAUUAAAUGAUAUGUGAAAUACCAAAUCUAACAAAUUGUAAUACUUUUACAGGUAUCACAUUUUUUAUUUAUUUAUUAGUUGUUAUCCAAUUGUUUAAAUCAGGAAUGGAUAUUUGUUCUAGUAGCAAUGUAAUUAUUGAUAUAAAAAAAUGAGAAUUUGUACUAAUAAGAAGUACAUUGCUAAUGUGUGAAAUUGUUAACUAGUAACAUAAACUAGUAAGAAAUUAAUUAUAGAUAUCUGUAAUUGCAUUUUGAACAGCAGUGAAUGACAUUUUGAAAUUCUACUAGUGAAAAUGCAGUUACAGGUAUCAAUCAAUUUAUUUUUUACUAGUUGAAAUUCCAUUUUUCCUGUCAUAUUUUAUAUCAUUAAGUUUUACUUAGUAAUUUACAAAUGUAAUUACUGAAAAAAUAAGCACUUUUACUUGUAGUAAUUUCAUUGCUGAUAUCAUGAAUUAGCAUUUUAACUAGAGAAAUCUAAAUUGUUGAAUGCCAAAAGGGCUUGUGAUAGUCUGUCAUAUUUCACCCUAAAAUAAAUAUAAAACUUAAUUAUAUAUAUAUUUUAAAUAUAUUUAGCAUAAAAGAAAUGAAGCCUAUUUUCAUGCUAAUUAAGCAUAGUUAAAUUAAGCAUAAAUUAAAUUACCAUAAUGCAAACAAAAUGUACUUUACAAUUUGAAUAAUAUAUUUCAAUAGUUAUUUUUUCCAUUACAUGUAGUCAUGAGAAUAAGAUGUUUUCUCAUAACGAUUCUUCUUUUUUUUCAUAGCUGAUGCGCUUAAAUGUUAUACAUCUUAUACAUGUUAUAUAUCUCUUGGUUUUGAGGUGUAAUAUGACCUGUACUGUACAUUUCUUGACAGGUUUAUGAGAUUUACCCCUUCACACUUAUGUGAACAGUCACAAUGAGCAUAAAACCUUUAACUGCUUUGGUGUUGAAUAAACACUUGCUAAAAGCUUGACUUUUUUCGUAAAUGGUUUCAGAUAAGCAAAUUUAAAAACCUUCUUAAACAUCCUUGCCACAAAGGAGCAGAACAUCUGCUAUAUGGCUGUAAAGGUAAAUGCAAUACAAUACCAUAUAUGAAGGAAAUAUUUUACAAUAUUUGAACUUGUCCAUAUUUUUGUUCUUCUACCCUAAACUGAAGAACUGCAUUCGUUUUUCACAACGAUUGUGGCACUUUCUAUGAAUAGGGUGCACUUUGGUGUCCUGUUACCAGAUUAGCGUAGUAUGAAAAGCGUAGCCUGGUUUUGACCUUGACUGUAUACAACAACUUUCGAACAAUCAUUUAGACCCUUUCUACAGCUUGGCAGGAAGACAAGUACAUACUUUUGUUAGGGCUGUUUACACAAACUGUGUCUUCAGGUUACAGUUCUUACAUUGGGUACUUGAGCCGCAGUGAGAGGAGAGAUGAGGCACAUCGCUGAUUUUAACCACGCUGAACUCUGUGGAAAACAUGUUGAAAAUGCACUUUUUAACUUUUAAAUCAACACAGUCUUUUACAAUAAAGGUUUUAUGACAACAUAGAAUGCUGUACUGAACUACUCACCCAUUGACUGAAAAAAAUAAGUCUUGCUGCAAGUUAACCUCGCAGUAACAGGCACGCAAGUAUGUAUAACAGGCGAUACUCUUUGGAUACUUUGUUGGUUUGUGUUAUUUCUGUUAGGGAACUGGAAAAUAAUCACAGUCCUCUAAGUACAUGUUUGUUUACUCAUGGCGGCUGUCCACUCUUCACAUUUCUCAUUGAUUUGUGCAUCAUAUGUGCUUGACCAAUCACAGGCUGCAGCACCUCCCAGUCCCUCUUCUCCCAAAAAGUACCUACCCCGAAGUAGGAGCUAAUAACUGUCUUUCUAAAUGGCUAAGAGGAUUUAUAGUUCCUCGUGCAAAAACGCCAAGGAGUAGUAGUACCAACACACUCUCAUGGUGAAAUCGCCAGGAUUCCUACGACUUUUCUAAAUUUGGCUAAUUCGUAUGAUAUCAUGCCGCUGCACUCGUUUGAAAUCCUAUGACAUUCACUACAGCCAAUGAUGUCGCUGGACAUCGUUUCCAUCUAAUACAUGACAAUUACUUGCUUCUAUCACACACAACAGCUUCCUAUCAUGUUUACACACUCUACUGAUCGGUUAAGUUUAGAUAAGGGGUUUGGGUAAGGGCAUAAUAUUAAUAAGUAUGUCCUUAACGACUCGUGUGCGGAACUCGUGCUUCUGCAUUAGACAUCCGGGAAUUUGCACGUGAUAAAGUCGUACAAGUUUAUGCGAACAACAUCGUGCGAGACCAUACGAAAUAGCCAACUCGUAAAUUAUGUAGAUAUUUGUGUUAUAUGAAAAUUUAUAAAAAAUAAAGCUCAUAUAAUCCUUGACAAUGAAUUUUCUGAAAUGUAACUUCCUCAUUUCACAGACCAUUGUCUAAAAAAGAAAAGAGAAAAAGACUUUGUUUAAUAGUUCAUAACCCUUUUUCAUGGAUAUUCUAUUCAUAGAAAGUGCCUGUUAUAACCUUAGUGUUGAUUUAAAUUGGUUUUAUGGCCACAUUUGUAUCUAAGACAUUUCCAAAGAUCAUCAUCUUCUAAGAAAAUACUGUUCAUGGUUGUCUUCCCAUCUGUCUAUUAGUUUGUUCUCAGUUUAUUUAGGGACUGUUGAAUGAUUUUAACUUCCAAACAUCAGAGUAUUUUACCAAAGGUCCUGAUUAGCUUUGGAUUGGAUUUGGAGCUUUGGAUAGCCUUGGAUUGCACUAAGGAAGCACAGAAUGUGUCUGGUGCCAAAUAUUGUUUGUUUAACUUCUCUGUUUAAAACUGUGAUGUUGGAUCUCUGCCAACCAGCCCGGCCCAGGAGUGUUAAAACUGGAAAAAUAUUAUUUCAAAUUCAAGAUACUUAAAAAAACAAAAAAAUUUAAUUCUUUUUUUUUUUUUUUUUUUUUUAAAUCUGGGUAACCUAAAGAAUUCCAGUAACCGUAUUUUCUCAUGAAUCGUUAAUGUAUUGGGCAUAAAUGCUAUUGGAAAAUAUAUUAAAUCUAUGAGUAUAAUAGUACAGUACAUGGCUGAAUCUUACAAAAUGUUAGCAUUUCACCCUAAAAAUUCAUUAAAUUUUCAUUACAGUAAUGUGAAAAAAAUUUCCAUUGAUCCUCAUUACUGUAAUGCAAAAUGUGAAAUUGUGAAGUUCUUCUAUAAAAAAAAAAAAAAAAAUAGUGUAUUACAGUAAUGAGAAUCUAUUGAGAAUCACCUCUGAGAAUAUUGAGAAUUACUAAAAAAAACAAACAAAAAAAAAAGAGUAAAAAAUUAUGGAAAUGAGAAUGAGAUUUUUUUUCAUGACUCUUAUGACAAUUUUGGGGGGAAAUUUGUUUAACAAUGUCACAGUGUAAACAUCUUAGUCCUAAUUAAAGGAGUUUUUGAAUAUAUUUGCAUAAGAAAAUGUUGAUUAUGAACAUUUUCAUGAUAAUUAAGCACAUUUCUUAAUUCUUAUCACUGUAAUGUGAAAACAUUUAAAAUCUAAAGUUCUUAUACAAAAUAAAUAAAUAAAACCAUAUUGUAUUACAGUAAUGGUAAUCUAAUGAGAAUUACCAUUUAGAAUAGUAAAAAAGAAGAAAACAUUCAGAUGCAUUAUGGUAAUUAUUAUUAUUAUUAUUAUUUGUCUUUACUGUUAUGAGAAUUUUGGGGAAAAUGUGUUUAAUUGUCAUGAAAAUAAUGUCAUGAUAUAAAAAAUCUUAAAAAAUUAGGCUUACAUUUUUUUUCCAACUUCAUUAUUGUAAUAAAAUCUCAUUCUUAUUAAUGUAAUGCAAAAAAAAAAAAAAAAAAAAAAGAACAAUUAUACAAAUUAUUUAUUAUACAUAUUAUAAUCACCUUUGAGAAGAGAGAGAAUAAAAAAAAUAAAUUUAAAAAAACAACAACUUCAGAUGCAUUACAGUAAGGAGAAUGAGAUUUAUUUGCAUUGCCGUAAUGGGAAAUUGUUGUCAAGAAAAUAAUGUCACAGCUCCACAGUCUUAAUGGUCUUAAAACUAGGCUUAAUUCUGUAUGCAAUACAGAAUUUCUUUUUAUUUUGGAGUGAAAUACGACCUUGACAUUUCUUCAUUUCUUUCAAACUGUGUGUCGGGCUGUUAAAAUGAGCAUAAACUGUCAAGCUGGAUUUUUCAUGUGGCACUAGAUGAUAAUUGAAGUAUUUGUUAACUAAUGGUGUAAAUGUUUGCUUACUAUUUUUUAUAUAUUUUCAUGCAGUGAGUAGAUCGCUGCAAUAUCAUUGACAGAGCUCAUCUAACAGAUGUAAAAUAUUGAUAAUAUUUGUUUUCCAUUUCUCUGAUGGUCUGAAGACAAAUGACUAAAAAAAUGAUUUAUAUACAAAAUGAAGUGUAAUAUAAGAAAAGCUCUGUUCUGAUUAAAAGGAACAAUGUAUAUUGUUCAAGCAUAAUGUGUUGUACACUUUUUUUAAGUAAUGAAUUGUAUACAUUUCUGUCUGUUUUUCUAAUGUCUUGGGGAAGAUACCUCUCAUUUUACUUGUCAUAUAUGUAAAAUUAUGUUUUAGGCCUGUAAUUCAGUGAUGAAUCAGUAAAAUGAUAUUUAAUAAGGUUUGAUUGCAUAUUUGAGUUUAUUUGGUUAGUUUGAUUAUACCUUUAGCGGGUGCAUUUCUUCCAAACUCACUGGCACAACCAUGGGCGGACUGGGAAGAGAAAUCGGCCCCGUAUUUUACAUAGAAACCGGCCCAAACGUUUGGCAUAACGCGGCAGCCCGUUUCAGCUUAUCGCUGUCUGUUCGGCCCCCAUUCGGCCCCGUUUCAUGGGCGGCCCACUGGGAAAAGUCCCGGUUCUCCACCACUGGGCACAACCAUAAGAUUUUAUAUUUUGCUCAAGAAAACAAUGGUGUUAAAGCAUGAAAUAUAAAGCAUUUCACUUACAGUAGCAUUUACAGUUACUGUACCUGCCAUUAGAGGACAUUGAAGUCAAGGGUUUGAAGACAGCAGCUGUAGCCUACAUCACACAAUCCUUCUAUAUG